Molecule: messenger RNA, 4120 nt
Organism: Trachemys scripta elegans
Lineage: Eukaryota; Metazoa; Chordata; Testudines; Emydidae
Gene: VEPH1
Product: ventricular zone expressed PH domain containing 1
Exons: 14
Coding region: 459-2957 (832 amino acids)
Biological process (GO): regulation of signal transduction
Cellular component (GO): plasma membrane
Molecular function (GO): phosphatidylinositol-5-phosphate binding
Source: RefSeq, a predicted model, not a curated record
UUCACUUGGGCUGCUGCUGAAGCUAAGCUUUGCAAAGAAUUAAUUCUGAUUUGUUUUUGAAUGCUAGAGUUGGGGGAAAUGGAGAGAAGAUAUUUGUUUGCUUGAUUCCACAUGACAACUCCAGGGUAACUGAAUAGACUGUACGGUUGGUUUGACAAGGCUAUGCACUGAGCCAGCAGCUUCACAUACCAGAGAGAGGGGCUGAAAUGGGGACUCUGACAAUUGUAAUGGAUUUUAUCAGACUUUCUCUAAGACCAACUAUUUUGUCUUCAGUUGUUAAUGUUUUUCAGAGGUUUCCCUUCUGAGAGAUCGUGGCAGAAGAGGCCUCAAAAUGUGCAAAAGGUUUACUGUACCUAAUAAACUGCUGACUAGGUUAUGGGUUGCUACAUCACCAGCCUCAUUUGACUGAAGCACAUGGUACAAGCAGAGAUUUGUCUGACUGGCAGAACACAUAAGCCAUGCAUCAUCUGUUUGGUCUGGUUUUGGGACAAAAGGACCUUUCACGUGCAGGGGAUCUAUUCUCCUUAGAUGAUGCUGAGAUAGAAGGAAGCCUGUCAGAAGCUCUUGAGCAAAUAAAAAUAAUUAGUUCAUCUCCAGACUACCAGACUAACGACAAUGACCAGGCAGUGGUGGAAAUCUGUAUCACUCGAAUCACCACUGCUAUCAGGGAGACUGCAUCCAUAGAAAAACAUGGAAAGGCACUUGUGGCCCUCUGGGAGUCGUGUUUAGAGCACAAUCUAAAACCUUCAGGAAAAGAUGAGGACACACCACAUGCAAAAAUUGCAUCUGAUAUCAUGAGUUGCAUUUUGCAGAAUUACAAUCGACCUCCAAUAAUGGCUUUAGCUGUCCCAGUGGCAGUGAAAUUUCUCCAGAGGGGUAACAAGGAACUGUGCAGAAACAUGUCAAGUUACCUAUCCCUAGCUGCAAUUACCAAAGCAGAUCUGCUGGCUGAUCACACAGACGCAAUUGUGAAAAGUGUCCUUCAAGGAAAUUCCAUGUUGCUGCGCGUGUUGCCUUCUGUGUAUGAAAAGCAGCCACAGCCAAUUAACAACCAUCUGAUGGAGCUGGUGACACUGAUGUCUCAGCUGGAGCAAGCAGAACAACACCAUCUUCUAAGGCUAUUUCAGAUAGUGGCAAGGAGAAAGCAACCUGAGGUGCUAAAAGAAUGUAUCCCUUUCCUAAUUGGUCACUUACGAGACCCUAACCAUAAUGACAUUAUCCUAAAUAUACUGAUAGAAAUAUCAGGCUAUGAACCGGUAGCCAUGACCAGUUUUCUUCCAAUGCUGAAAGAGAUUGGUGAGAGUUUUCCAAGCCUGAUUGGACAAACCGCAAAGAUCUAUGGAGCUGUUGGGCACGUUGAUGAGGAGAGAGCCAGGAUGUGUCUGAUCUAUUUGGUAAAUCAGCUGGCCAACAUGGAGCACUCAUUUCACCAUAUUCUUCUGCUGGAGAUUAAGAACAUCACUGACACCUUCUCAAAUAUUCUGGGCAACCAGAGCAGAGAUAUCUACCGUAUGAGUAACAGUUUCACUGCCAUAGCCAAGCUUCUUAUCCGACAACUGGAAAACGACACCACAUUAGGAAGCAGGACAGAAAAUGAUGCUGAAACAGAAUCUCCUGUACAGUUGGAUGAUUUAAAAUCAGUUAUGAAUGAAAAUGAAGAGGAUGAAAAGCUUCAAGUUAAAAUACAGGCUUUUGAAGAAAAAAUAAAUAUUGACAACAGUACUCCUGGCUCUGUGCGUAGAUAUAGUUUAGGCCAGGUUUCUAAAGAAGAAAGGAAGGAUAUGAGAUUUAACAGGUCCAAAAGUCUAGCUUUACAUGCAAUCCGUACAAAGGGGAUGAAUUCAGACAAUGGACAAGACAUGGACAAUGGAGAUAUAGCAGCUGGCAUCUCUUUCACAGAAAUUUAUCUUAGCCAAGAAAAUGACAAAUUGCCUCUUAGUCCAGACACUGAAGAAUCACAGCUGGAAAAUUCUUCAGUUUCACACCCAAGUAUCAAAUGUACAGAAUCAGAAAAUUUGCCAGGAUCUGUUAAAGAAAACUGCCAUGAAGGAAGUACAGAGACAAUAAAAAAUCUUGUGGAAUAUCAGGAUAAGCUUUACUUGCACUUAAAGGAAAAUCUUAGUAAAGUGAAAGCAUAUGUCAUGGAGAUUGGGAAGAAAAUUCCUAGCCCAGAUCAGUGUAUUAUUGAAGAUACUGUUAGAAGUUGUGUAGCAAAGCUGUUCUUCAGCUGCCCCCUGAAGGGUCAUUACUGCCUAUACAGUAAAUCCAGUUUUACUCUCAUCAGCCGACAGCCUCAGCUAUGGAUCCAUAUCAUGUUUCUCUUUCAGCAGAACUUGUUUCCAGAACCCUUGUCCAUACAAAGUAACUCUGUGCAAGUCCUUAAAACCCUGUGGGAGAAGACACAGCUGAAGGGAACACAUGGUUUUGAAACUGCGAUGAUUCAAUCUACAUUUCCACACCAGAAGGAUCUGGACCAUGUUCAGAUGCAUCUGGAAGAAGUGAGGUUCUUUGAUUUAUUUGGAUACAGUGAGGAAGCAGGAACAUGGCAGUGUUUCAUGUGCAAUAAUCCGGAAAAGGCAACAGUUGUAAAUCAAGAUGGACAACCUCUGAUUGAAGGCAAGCUGAAAGAAAAGCAAGUUAGAUGGAAGUUUAUCAAAAGAUGGAAAACUCGCUAUUUCACUCUCGCUGGCAAUCAGCUUCUGUUUCGCAAAGGAAAAUCUAAAGAUGAUCCAGACGACUGCCCCAUUGAACUCAGUAAGGUACAGAGUGUAAAAGUUGUGGCCAAGAAGCGCAGAGACCGCAGCCUUCCUCGGGCCUUUGAAAUCUUCACCAACAAUAAGACCUAUGUUUUCAAGGCCAAAGACGAGAAGAAUGCUGAAGAGUGGCUUCAGUGCAUCAAUGUAGCCGUAGCACAAGCUAAAGAAAGGGAAAGCAGAGAGGCAACCACGUAUCUGUAAAACCGUCAGCCUAACACUGAGCUUUUGCAUCUGCCUUUGAAAUGCAAAGAUACUUCAUCCUGUUUAUCACAGAACCAAACAAAGUGAUAAGAAACAAACCUUAUUUGUGGGAGUAGUCCCUGUGGAUUCAGUGGUUUUGGCUACUGCAGGGAACGCUCAAGUGAGUAAUGGCUGCAAGAUCAGGCCCGUAGACAGUUACCAUUGGCAACAAAGUAGCUCAAAGCAACUCAUCUAAUUGCUAUAAAGUGAAUAUCUUUCCGACGGUGACUUUAGUUUACAGCUGAUGUGGUGAAAGAGGCUCCUUUUGAACAUACAUGGAAUUUACAUAGCAAAUUCUAUAUUUUGCAGCAUAUUUUAUUGUUAGAUGAUAUCGGUAGCAAAUGAUAUUGAGAAACUAAUCUGACAGACACUGGUACACAAAAGCUGCCCUGUAGCACUAUUUUUCAGUAUGUAUAUAUUUACAUUUUUCUCACUUUGUUACGUAAGCAGCUAAUCUAGAAUGUUAACCCCUGCAAAGUAAAGUGGUUUAUGUAAUAAAAUCCAGCAUUCCAAGCUAUUUUUGCCUAUCCUUUUAAGGUGACUUGAUACAGGCUGAAGUGUAUAUAUGUGAUUAUAUCGUGAUGGUGGUGGUGGUAUCUCAUUUUACCCUCUGCUAAAAGCAGCAAAAGAAAAUCUCUUGCAGGUAGUAACAUUUGCAGAGAUUUCAAAGUCCAGACAUUUCCAAAAAGGCCAUUUUCAUGGGGAAAAAAGUUUCAAAUGAAACAUUUUGAACUGCUUUAAUCAUUAUUCUUUUAAAAGAUUUGUGUCUUUGGUUUGAUGAGAGAAAGAGUCCAUAGUAUAUUUUCAAAUGUUUCUUGCAAAUGCAAAGGUAUUACAAAGCCAGAAGUACAUUCAGCUUUGCAACGGAUCCUCUAUUUUAUAUGGCUUCUAAUAGGUCAAUGUUUGGUCAGUUUGUUUAGGUUUCAAAUCAUAGGCAUGGCCUGAGGCGAAAUGGGUAAAUGCUAAGGGUGCAAUUCAAGCCAUUAUGAUAAAGUAAGACUUAAGUGAUUUCAAUGUCAGAGAUCAAUAUGCUAAGAGAAAAAUUGAAGAUAAGGUGAAAACACAGUGCUGUGUCAAUUGAGAAUAUGAAGAACUGUAAGGCACUGAAGGAUCAAACCAAUGAC